AUGAAUUUAUUAAUAACAUGUCAACUCUUACUCCAACCAACCAUUACUAUGUUCCCUCCACAUUCUCUAAUCAAACAUACAUUCAUAACAUCUAAAAGGUAUGCAUAUCAAUUUACAUUCACAAACCAAACUCUUUCUUCGCUUCUUAUUGACCAAAUGAAACUAAAAUCUUGCUUACUAUUGUUUCUUUUUGUGGAGUGUGUUUUUUACAAAGUGGAAUCCAAAUGUGUGAAAGGGUGUGAUAUAGCUUUAGCUUCCUACUAUGUCAUGCCUGCAUUUAAACUCCAAAAUAUAACAAACUUUAUGCAAUCAAAAAUUGUGUCAGAGUUCAAUUCUUCUGAUGUUUUAAUCAGAUACAAUAGACACGUAGUAUCCAAUCGCGCUAAUAUCUUUUCCUAUUUUAGAGUCAACGUUCCAUUCCCAUGUGACUGUAUUGGAGGUGAAUUUUUGGGACAUGUGUUUGAAUACACAUCAAAUGAAAGAGAUACUUAUGAUUUGAUUGCAAAUUAUUAUUAUGCAAGUUUGACUUCAGUUGAACUUUUGCAAAAGUUCAACAGCUAUGAUCCAAAUCAUAUACCUAUUAAGGCUAAGGUUAAUGUUACUGUCAACUGUUCUUGUGGGAACAGCCAGAUUUCAAAAGAUUAUGGGUUGUUUAUUACUUAUCCGUUAAGGUCUACCGAUACUCUUGAGAAGAUUGCAAACGAGACUGAACUUGAUGAAGGGUUGAUACAGAAUUUCAAUCCUGAUGUCAAUUUCAGCAAAGGGAGUGGGAUUGUGUUCAUUCCAGGAAUAGAUCAAAAUGGAGAUUAUGUUCCUUUGUAUCCUAGAACAGCAGGCCUUGCUAAGGGUGCAACUGUUGGCAUAUCUAUAGCAGGAAUAUUUGGGCUUUUAUUACUUGUUAUCUGUAUCUAUGUCAAAUACUUCCAAAAGAAGGGAGAAAAGAAAGCGAUACAGAAAGAAACUUCUUUGGCUCUUUCAACUCGAAAGGGUAAUGUUGUUUCUAUAUCCAGUGAUGUCUCAGGAUAUGAAACUUCGGGAUCUAUUGGGCAUGCUACUAGCCUUACCGGAGUUAUGAUGGAAAAGUCAACAGAGUUUUCAUAUGAAGAACUAGCAAAGGCUACAAAUAACUUCAGCUUGGAUAGUAAAAUUGGUCAAGGUGCAUUCGGAACUGUCUAUUAUGCGGAACUUAGAGGCAAGAAAACUGCAAUAAAAAAGAUGAAGAUCCAAGCAACAAGAGAAUUUCUUGCUGAACUCAAAGUCUUAACAAGUGUUUAUCACUGGAACCUGGUACAGUUGAUUGGAUACUGUGUGGAGGGAUUUCUAUUUCUUGUAUAUGAAUACAUGGACAAUGGAAACUUAAGCCAACAUCUACAUGAUUCAGAGAGAGAACCGAUUCCGUGGACUACGAGGAUACAAAUUGCUCUAGAUGUGGCGAGAGGCCUCGAGUAUAUUCAUGAUCAUUCAGUUCCUGUAUAUAUCCAUCGCGACAUAAAAUCAGAUAAUAUUUUACUAAAUGAAAACUUCACUGGGAAGAUUGCAGAUUUUGGAUUAACCAAACUUACUGAUGUUGCAAGUUCAACAGAUAACACUAUUCAUGUGGCAGGCACAUUUGGUUACAUGCCGCCCGAAAAUGCAUACGGACGUAUUUCUCGCAAAAUAGAUGUAUAUGCUUUUGGAGUUGUUCUUUAUCAACUAAUUUCUGCCAAAGCAGCUGUGAUCAAGAUCGAUAAACAUAGUACCGAGUUCACUAGUCUUGAGAUUAAGACUAAUGAAUCUAUUGAUGAAUACAAGAGCCUUGUAGCUUUGUUUGAUGAAGUUAUUGAUCAAGAAGGAGAUUCCAUAGAAAGUCUAAGAAAUUUGGUGGAUCCAAGGCUAGGAGAUAACUAUUCAAUUGAUUCCAUUAACAAGAUGGCACAGCUUGCCAAGGAUUGCACAAAUCGAGAUCCAAAAGGGCGUCCAAGAAUGAGAGCUGUUGUGGUAUCUCUAAUGAAACUAAAUUCUACUAUUGAUGAUGGAAAUAUGACAGGUAGUGAAGCACUGAGUCUCACUAUGGAGCAUGAUGAGUUACAUUAAAAUUCCAUUGAGAAACUUAAUACUAUUCUAUUUUGUACUGGCUGUAAAGCUUACUAUACGAGAAGAAGAACAGAAAAAUACAAAAUGUGGAUAAUAAGUAUUUUGAAAUUUGGAUACGUUAUUUGUUUUGAAUUAAUCUGUCACAGCUUGAACCAUAUCACCAUAAAACCGGCAUGAAAAUUUGAAACACUUGGAACAAACAAUGAAGGUGGAAAGCAGAAAAAAAGAGAGCCAUAAAAAAAGUAAAACUACAAUAGACAAGAAGGGUGUGAGAUAGGCAACUUACCAUUAGCUCUUUCUCGAGUACUAUUCAACAACGGCAUUUAAGUGGCUCGUGAAAAACACAUGUUACAAUGAAUGUGAUUUUGGGACUCCUCGAUUCUAAGAACAACUCCACACCCUUCAUGCUGGCAAGUAACGUUGUGCCUGCUACAUUAAGCUUAUAUGAAAAGUAAAACCA
Vicia villosa (hairy vetch) is the source of this 2533-nucleotide messenger RNA. RefSeq names its product lysM domain receptor-like kinase 3. Gene Ontology annotation, molecular function: ATP binding; transmembrane receptor protein kinase activity. The transcript is spliced from 12 exons. The record is from RefSeq and is a predicted model, not a curated record. Gene Ontology annotation, biological process: innate immune response; protein phosphorylation. The coding region runs from base 1 to 2073 and encodes 690 amino acids. Lineage: Eukaryota; Viridiplantae; Streptophyta; Magnoliopsida; Fabales; Fabaceae.